UCGCAGAUGUUAGCGGUGCUGCGUGUGGAAGAAGCCGCCUGUUGGUGCUGUUCUGGGGCAUGUGGCUCAGCGGAAUGGGGCCGUCUUCCUCUCUCUGACCCGUCGAUGAAAAAACCGACCGAGCGGCGAAAGGGCUGGGGAUGCACAACGGGACAGAAGAAACACGGCUUUACGGGCGAAAAACCAGGAGUGCUGAUGCUGCUAAACAUGGAGUGUCGCCUCCUUUGCGGAAUAAACCGAGGGUACGCUGAUGUGGCCGGUCAGUGAGUUUGUAUGAGCAAAAUAUUUGGCUUCUACUUUUGUUUUGUUUUUUAACCGUUGGCGUUGAUACACACAUCUGCAACGAUGCGGGCUGUGGACCGGAGAAGAACCGCCGCGAUUGUACUCUGCCUUUUGGGAUACCUUGUCUCCAAAGCUGCCACCAAAACAGUACCGGAGGACACAGCCACGGAAGGUAAAGAGGUGACUCUGAAGGUUCACCUGAGCGAUGCCAGCACUCACCAGCCCCUGGGAGGAGCCACCAUACAGCUCUUCGCCAACCACACUUCUGUAACCACGGAAACCUCAUCAGCUGAUGGCAACACCUACCUGCGCUUCCCCUACCGCCUUGGGACACCAUUGGUCGUCACCGCAACCAAACAGGGAUAUGUGCCAAACUCUGUGCCAUGGAGUCCCUCUAGAUUACCUGUAUUUUCCUCCAUCAGCCUGGACCUGCUACCAGAAAGAGCUGCUACUCUGAUGGUGUAUGAAGAUGUUGUGGAGAUUGUUUCGGGCUUACAAGGUUUCAGGCGUCAGCCCAGUGUUCAUUUCCAGCGCAGAGCUCUGAGUCUUCCCUCCAACACAUCCUACGCCAACCUAACUGCGCUGCUUACCGUGGCCAGCACCCCCUCACACAUCCAGCACUUUCCCCACCUGCAGGUCCUCGGCGGCAACGGCACAGGGACCGAGAAGAGGUUUGAGUUGACUCCUGUAGCAGCCAUCUCUGUUCACUUAUUGGCCAGCGACGGAGUGGAACUGCAGGUGAAUGAGCCAAUCACGGUCUCCGUCCCCCUGCCGGCUGACAGUGGCCUGAAGGAAAAUGAUCACAUCCCUGCUUGGAGAUUUGACCCACGCUUGGGUGCAUGGAUAAAGAGCAGCUGGGGUCAUGUGCAGAAGGAGGGCAACCAGCUCAGUCUGACCUACAUUGCUCCUCAGCUGGGAUAUUGGGUGGCCGCCAUGUCCCCACUACACUCAGGUCCAGUUUUUGCGAAGGACAUCAGCACAUACCACACCGUGUUCCUGUUGGCUAUACUGGGAGGCAUGGCUCUCAUCCUGCUGUGCCUGCUCUGCCUCCUGUUGUGCUACUGCAGGCGUCGUUGUUUGAAGCCUCGAGGGUCUCACCGCAAGCUCACGCUGUCCUCUGGUCUUGACAGCAGUAAGAGGGACCAAGCCACCUCCAUGUCCCACCUGAACCUCAUCAGCAACGAGGUGCAGCUGGAACUUGUUUCCACAGCGACUGAGCCCGACAUGACCACACCAAUGCUAAAGCCUUUCUCAUAUGAGCAUCAAGACAAUCAACGUCAACACAGCGUAAUCCAUCACAACAAACACAGCCGCUCGUCUCUCGGCAACAGCCACCACGGCUCAUCUCUUGGCAAUCUGACGCCUCGCAGCAGAGACUACCGGCAGUCUGCAGAGACGUUCCAAUUAAAGGCUGCCCUUUCAUCCGGAACAGACCGGGGCUACCGUCAAUCAUACACCUCCGUCUGCUCAUCCAGCAACCCGAUUUCAGAUGCACUGUCAUCAGCCAAUCACGGACAGGUGUCGGGUAACCAUCUGAGCAGUGUUGGGAUUGUUGAUUGCAUCUCCCCAUCCUCUCCUCCUCACUCCCCGAGUCGAGGGGAGGGAUGUGAGUGCAGAGCUCCUGACUACCUUCUGUCUCGCUCUGUGGACCACCUGGAGCGUCCAAGUCCCCCUUUGCUCUCCCGGCCCGGCCAGCUGCUCUGCUGCGGCUCUGUGGACUUGCUGAGUGGAGGAGAAGGCUACCCGAGGGUGCGUCCUACACUGGUGAUCCCAGCACACUACAUGCGCCUGCCUGGGGAGCACCCUCUGUCUGGUCAGGCCCUCCUGUUGCAGACUGACCAGCAGAGUGACUUGGAGACCAUCCAGGCUGAGCUCAAUGCCUCACAUUCCCAGCAGCCCCUGGGGCAAACCCCCACUGACUGCACCCCAGGUCCCACCAAGCAGGGUGACGGAGAGGGCCACGGCCUGUCAGAGUCUCUGUCUAUUCCUGCAGCACUUGGGGAAACAGGUCUAGUGGAAAUAAACAGUGAGGACACCUUGUUGGCUGAAAAGACUUUAAUGGAGCUAAGAGGAGGGAAGCCUCUGCCUCAUCCGCGAGCCUGGUUUGUCUCACUUGAUGGACGCUCCAACGCUCAUAUUCGCCACUCCUACAUCGACCUCCAGCGGGCGGGGUGCCACGGCAACACACCAGGUGGAGGAGGUCAGCAAGGUAAUAGCAGCGGUGGGAGGCGUGGCAAUGGCAACGAUGCCAGUCUGGACUCCGGUGUGGACCUGAACGAGCCGAGAGUGGGCCGCAGGGGGAGAGACGGAGAGCGGGAGGAAAGAGAGAUUGAGAAAGACAGGUCGAAGGGCACAACACCAGCCAUGGCCUACACUCAGCUGGUGUAUGUGGAUGAUCUGGAUGGGGGAGGCAGCGAGGAGGAGACGCCCAAGUGCAGCCUACAGGACAGUAAAACAGGACCCAUCCUGUCAGACAAAGCAGAGGGUCAGAGAGGGGAUCAGGGGGAUGUGGAGGGGAAAAGAGUAGAGGGGGUGCGAAUACAAGAGGAACCUCCCUCACUUUCCUCUUCAUCGCCUGCUUCUCCUCCUCCCCUGCCAACACCAGAGGGAGAGACUUUCAGGACUGACCACGCGCUGCUGUCAGUCUCUCCUGAUGACGAUGCAGCACACGAGGAUGGAGAGGAGGAGAAGAAGAGUCCCUGGCAGAGGAGAGAGGAGCGACCCCUGCUGGCCUUCAACCUUAAAUGAUCCACAGAUGACCACGUAAAGGAUGGGUUCACACUUUUUCUUAAUAGAAUACUCACAUGCCCAUAUGUACAUUGAAAAUGUUUUUGUGUUAAUUGUUCCUGCUGUACAUACUGGCCCUUCUUAAAGCGAUUUCAGUGUAAGAAUCCACAGUCCUUGUUCUGUGAAAUUCAUUCUCAGUUAGUCAAAUCAAGUGGGGAUCUUCCAAAAUUGUAGUCUUUUUAGACAGAGUACUUUAUUAAUCCUAAUGGGAAAUUGCAGCGUUCUGGCAGCGAAGUCACACAUGAAUCACAUAACAAACAAAAAAACAAAACAAAUAAGUCAAAUAAAAAAAACUAGGACCACACUCUAAAUAUAUACAGCAGAUGUUUUCAAACUGUAAGGUGUGCCUCCUCAGGGGCGUGAGGGGUUGAGGGGAGGACGUGGGUGAGGUGAAUUGCCACAAUUUGAGUCAAAAAUCAUUCUCAGAGUAUAACCUCAGUCAUAUCUGAACACACAGCCAUAAUACAUAUAUUUUUAGAUUCAGUGUGACUUACACUUCCUGAUAUCAUUAUCUCCAAUGUCCAUCGUGAAUAAACAUCCAUAAAUCUGGUUAGAAAUCAGGGGGGAAAGAUGCUCCUUUUAACUCCAGAACUUGACUAAAAAUCAUCAAGUUUUUAAGUUUUCUUCAGUAUCAAAGUAAUCCUGUUAAUCCUGAUAGUUGUUUGUACAUCCAUGGUUACACUGCAAACAGAAAUUGCUAAUAACUAAUUCGGCACACUUUUAAUGGUGCCAAUUUUCCAAAAUAUAAACAAAUACAGGGGGGAAAAAACAGGGUUCCAGUUGCCGCAGCUGUAUUUGAUUUUGUCAUUGUCAGAACCCCUGAUUUACAGCGAUCGUUCCUGGUAAUAUUCUGAACAUGGUUAGUGCAAGUCUAAUAGAUACUGUAUAUUAUCAUGUACGGAUAUGGCAAGGUGCUUCAUUUGAAUUGCAUACAUGAGUAGAGGGAACCGUUAUACACUAAAUCUUUGUAGACACACAGUUACGUACAUGUAUAUAAAAUAUAGGAAUGUAUGUAACAAACAGUUCUGGUUAUAAUUUGAAAUUAGUGCCGUACAACUUUGUGUUACUAUCCCUCUGCUGUGACUCAGCAAGGAAGCACAAAGAGGGAAUUUUAUACUAAAAAGACUUUAACUUGGCCUGUCUAACUUGAGACAGAUAUUAGCUUCAGCUGAACAUUAAAAUGCAUUUUUACACAGAACGAGGACUGGAUUUUGUCUCUUACAAAUCUGAAAUCUCUUUAGGAAGGGAUCUCUUUGCUGCUGGUGUAGACAGGAGGAACAAUUACAGCAACCAAAACUGUUCAAUUGUACAUAUGAGCAUGUCAGUUUUGUUUUGAGAUAGAUUUUUAAAAAAAUGUGAACCUAUCUUUUAACCAUGACUCCCCCUCUGCUCAGACCAUACCGUGAAGGAUAUGAUACAUUGAAGCCCUUUGUUUUUUCUUAAUAUAGCACUGAGAGAAUAUUUCAGCACUGGGAUCCCUUCUAGUCUAGACCCAUGAAGAGAUGGUUCAGAUCCUUCAUGAACUUCCAGGUCCCCUUUAUGAAAUGACCACUGUUGUCCUCCACUUUGUCAUUCUCACAACUCCCUACAUAAACAGACCACUCAUCGGGCACGAUAUACACAUUGCCUGAGGGAGACAAACGGACUUUGGAGACAAGAAAUUAGAAUAUUUUAUGCACAGAUAUAUGCCUUUUUUUUAUAAAUAGCCUUGUAAGCAUAAAGGAAAAACUGUAGGGUGGUUCUCACAAAUGAAAGACUACAGGAAUCUUUUUUUCUCGAGCCAUAUUGGCCUCAGUCCACUGACACACUAUACUUCUUUAAAGAUUAUAACCCUAAUUUAGCCACACUGACUGAUUUUUAAGAUUGUGGAGCAUUUGUGCAAAAUGCGGCAUGUGAUUCUACUCUUUUCACAGUCUGUUAGGAAAUUAGGUCUUCAUAGCGUGUUUCUGUGCAAGAAUCACCCCUGACAUGAACAUGUAAAUCCUGUACUGAAUGGUUUUGAGUAUGUUUCUAGAAUCCAGCCCGUCAGAAGGCCGUAUGGGUGUUUACAUGAUCUACACAGGGGGAUAGUGUUGGUUUGGACUGAAGAAAUUAAACCACUAUCCGCACUGCAACGUAAUCAGACAAUGUGACACACCACUAUGCUGGUGGUUAAAGAUAUACCACUACGAAACUGUAGUUCCACCCAAAAUAAUUGUGAGGUGUAAUAAUAUGAAGGGUUUUGUAAUUGUUGAACCACUGACUAGCAUAUUUUUGCUCUGAAGGCUAUGCAUCACUUUUAUAUGGCUGCUUGAGAUGCCUUUUUUUGUAAUUUUAAUCACCAUGAUUUUAAUUGCCAACAUGAAGUAUUUUACCUUAAAAUUGCUAUUUUUAUUUCUUCAAAUAUGUUAAGGGUUUUUAUUUUUCUUCUGCCUUAUUGUUAGAGCUACAAAAGCAAACUGCAUAAGUUUUACCUGAAACCAAAUUAUUUUUGCAUGCUGUGUUUCACCUUCAUUUAUUUCCCUAUUUCCUCAUGUUCCAAGUGCCUUUGAACAACCUGACUCUACAACAAAUAUGUGGAACAGAUUACCUUAUUUAUUUCUCGCCUUCUUUUGCCUUCAGCUUUUCUCCUCUCUACCUCAGCCCUCCCUUUCUCUCCCACUUGUGAAAGAAAGCAUGCAGUAAACUUUCCUCAGCACUAGCGUGUCACAAGCUACACUGCAGACAUCUCAGAAAAUGUCUACCAGCUGCUGCAAUCGUAAAAUCCUCUACAGUAAUCAGCAAGGCACCAGUCUCUCCUAGAGUAAGUAGUUAAGGAUUUACUGAAGUUUUCAGUGUAGCACAGAAUAUAUAAAGCUAAGUGCGAUUGUAUGUGAAGCUAAACUGCAGGUCAUUUCAGUGCAUUUUCCUAUUUUUGUGUUUUUGGAGGGUGAAUGUUUGUCUCGAAUGUGUUUAUGCGCACCUGCGUGGUGGUAGUGUUCACCUGCGAUGCUGCUGGCUGUGAGUUUGUGUUGUGUCAGACUGUGUGUCCACAUGAGAGCGCUGACAAAUAAUCAUCAUACAUCCACUCAAGGUUCAUAUAGUCAAAGCAAUCAUAUUACAGAGUGUGUAUAGUUCUUUCCUUUCCUCUACCUGGUCAAAAUGAUGUGUGAGUUGGUGUUGUGAAUGGCCACUUCUCUUUGCAAUACAGCAUCCUGAGUGUGUAACUUGGUUGCUUGUAUUAUAUUUGAAGCCUAUUAUUCAGAAUAAACAGCCAAACUGGAA
Molecule: messenger RNA, 6312 nt
Organism: Siniperca chuatsi (mandarin fish)
Lineage: Eukaryota; Metazoa; Chordata; Actinopteri; Centrarchiformes; Sinipercidae
Gene: fam171a1
Product: family with sequence similarity 171 member A1
Exons: 9
Coding region: 346-3030 (894 amino acids)
Biological process (GO): stress fiber assembly; regulation of cell shape
Cellular component (GO): plasma membrane
Source: RefSeq, a predicted model, not a curated record